Molecule: messenger RNA, 1538 nt
Organism: Pygocentrus nattereri (red-bellied piranha)
Lineage: Eukaryota; Metazoa; Chordata; Actinopteri; Characiformes; Serrasalmidae
Gene: aqp3a
Product: aquaporin 3a
Exons: 6
Coding region: 84-956 (290 amino acids)
Biological process (GO): water transport; glycerol transmembrane transport
Cellular component (GO): basolateral plasma membrane; plasma membrane
Molecular function (GO): glycerol channel activity; water channel activity; urea transmembrane transporter activity
Source: RefSeq, a predicted model, not a curated record
GAGCAUGGAAGGGCAUCACUCUGCACAUUCCUCUCUGUAGCUCUCACUAACGGUCAGGAGAAGAGCUUCAGCUCAGCUGAAAGAUGGGCAAGCAGAAGAUUUUCCUGGAUAAGCUGUCCCGUAGCUUGCAGAUUCGCAACAAGCUGCUGCGUCAAGGACUUGCAGAAUGCUUGGGCACCCUCAUCCUGGUGAUGUUUGGCUGUGGUUCGGUGGCUCAGCUAAAGCUUAGCGACGAAAAGCACGGCAUCUUCCUAGGUGUGAACUUAGCCUUCGGAUUCGCGGCCACUCUCGGAAUCCUGGUGUGUGGACAGGUCUCAGGAGGCCAUCUAAACCCAGCUGUCACCUUUGCCCUCUGCCUCCUUGGGAGGGAAAAAUGGAGGAAGUUCCCUGUGUACUUUCUCUUCCAGACCCUUGGUGCCUUUUUGGGUGCUGGUAUCAUCUUUGGCAUGUACCAUGAUGCUCUGGUGACAUAUGAACACACACAUAAAGAAUUACCUGUUGGAAUUUUCGCUACCUACCCCGGCGAGCAUCUGAGUAUUGUCAAUGGAUUUUUUGAUCAGCUGAUCGGCACAGCUGCACUGAUAGUUUGUGUCCUGGCCAUCGUGGACCCCUUCAACAACCCCAUCCCACAAGGACUUGAGGCUUUCACUGUGGGGUUCACUGUACUUGUCAUUGGUCUAUCCAUGGGCUUCAACUCUGGUUAUGCUGUAAACCCAGCCAGAGACCUGGGACCUCGGCUUUUUACUGCCAUUGCAGGCUGGGGCUAUGAAGUCUUUGUUAAAGGGAACUGCUGGUUCCUGGUGCCCAUCUUUGCCCCGUUCCUGGGUACCAUCGUCGGAGUCAUUGUGUACCAGCUGAUGGUGGGCUGGCAUGUGGAGGGCGAGGUGCGAGACAAAAAGAAGACAACCGAGGACAAUGUGAAACUGAAUGAUGUGAAUGACAUCACGGCUCCCUGAACUGUGCCAACCAAUCCUACCAGUGCUUUCCUCAGUAAGCUGUAAAGAAUGAUACCUGCCUUCGACCAUCUCAUAAAGAAUUUAGAUAUCAAACGCGGCUCCUGAAACAGCUGCAAAUAAAUGUGUAAACACAGCACGAUGCUUUCGCAGCAGUGCUGUCUAUGCUGACAUAUUGUUUGUUCAUAUAUCGAUUGUAUUCUCUACAUAUUAAUCUACACAACAUUCUGACAUAAAGGGAAACGGUCUCUCUCCAUCAGCGCGAAUUAUAUUAAUUCUGAAACAGAAAGAGGUGAUUGGAGCAGAAAGUCAAAUGACAUCUUCCCACAAAUACUGUAUAUGUAUAUGCAGUAUUUCCUGUUUUUUACCAUUUAGUUUAGUCUUUUUUUCUAUUGUAAAUAUGCUGACAUUGCUUUUGUACUUAAGGUUAUGGAGGUUUACACAGAUGUACACAUACAGGCUACAUAGUUGCUAUAAUUUUCAUUGUUGUAAGUAAUUUUAUAUAAAUAUAUAUAUAUCGCUGCUGUCAGAACAAAACCUUGUAUUUUUUGUCAUUUUUCAGUUUUUGAGGUGAUUUGAAAAUGC